UGCAAUCGUAGUUCUUACAGUGGCAAAAACGCUCAAUUAUUUCGAUUUGCAAACAUAUUGUCGAAUAGAUCAUAGCUGUCUACAAGCAAUAUUCUUUUGUUUCAAUUACAGCAAUUACUGAAUGUUGUUUUAUCGUGAACCUAAUUUUUCUUAACAAAGUAAAUUAAUUUAUUAUCCUUUUGAAAAAGUUAUAAUGGAUCAGUGGGUGUUAAAAAAAUUAAUGGAGUGGGAUUUAAAAAAAUGGGAAAUUACAUUUAAGGAUGAAGAGGUUACGGAAGAAUCUUUCAAGUGCUUGACUCAAAGUAUGAUUGAAAAGCUUAUACCAAAAACCGGUCCGCAAGCAGUAUUUUUGAAACGUUGGAAUUCUGAGUUUGGAAUCUCAAAUAAUCCUGGACCAAGUAGUGUUGAUUUUAGUUUAAGCCAAGAAGGGAUUGAUGAGAAAAUGAAGCCUAAAGUUGUGACUAUUGAAACAUGUGAUCCUAUUAGUAACCUUGAAGAUACUCUUAGGAGGUCUGUACUUGGAAUAGUUGUUUUGAAUCAUUACCGACGACACAAGUCAUUGUCUGCAGCAACACGACCACUGUUAGCUGAUGCCAUUUUGCAUGUUGAAAUGCGAACUGAUACUUCUAUGUUGGUUCGAACUCAACGUUUUGGAGACUUACGACAGAUAAUAGUCAGAACAUUUCCCAGUGAAUAUCCAGACGAUUGGUAUGUGUCAUCGUAUACUGAUAAAGAAGGAGGCAGACAAGUGCCUUGUUCAGGUUUAUUGGUUAGAAAAUAUUAUAUUAUACGUCGUUUAUUACUAAAUUCUGGUACAGUAUACAGUGCUAAAGGGAAAAAACGAACUAGUUCUGAAACAAUAUAGAUUUUUUGUAAAAUUGAGUCAAUAAACUAUACACUGUAUACACUCGAGAUGGUAAUACAGCUAGCAAAUAGUUAGGUCUCACAAUAUGCAUAAACUAUAUACAACAUGUAUAGUUCCGCAGAAGAUAAAUAUACAAGGCUCUUUUAGAUAUGACGCAGAAACUUGAAAGUACAAUAAAAAAAAAUUCAACCAGUGUAUUUAAUAAAACUAACUAUUUAAAAUUGUUUUUCCCAAUAGUUGAGACUUAAUUACAUUCGUCAAAAAUAUGUUUUCUUCUUGUCUUUCUGGUAUCACCUCUUAAUUAAUAUAUAUUCACAAUUAGUGACAAUU
Messenger RNA from Aphidius gifuensis, 1195 nucleotides. RefSeq lists its product as uncharacterized. The record is from RefSeq and is a predicted model, not a curated record. The coding region runs from base 194 to 865 and encodes 223 amino acids. The transcript is spliced from 4 exons. NCBI's taxonomy places the organism in Eukaryota, Metazoa, Arthropoda, Insecta, Hymenoptera, Braconidae.